CCCUGCCUGGAUGAACUUGCCUCCCAGGAAGAGAGACCUAAGUUGGCAACCACCCUUAUGGCCACAUUCAUCUCAGUGGCUGAGGGGCCAGUGGACUUUGGGAGUCAAUCAGGCUUGGAUUCCAAUCUCAACAUGGCCUCUCUAGCUGGAGGAUUUGUCACUUCUCUGUGAGCUUUCAUGUCUUCAGGGUAGAAUAAAAAUGACAAUAAUCAACUACUUCCUCAUGCAAGUGCCUGCCACUUGACCAGAUCCCAGCGUGAGGUUGCAGCCAACUCCUAUGUGUCCUUGCACAGGCGCAGCCCCCCUAUUUGCCUCAUUUUUCCCUGACUAUGAAAUGGAGCUGAGUUGCCAGGGUCCUGCUGAAGGAAGAGCACACGUGGCAUCUCUAGGGCCCUGGGGGAGGGGUGAGGUGUCAGUUCCCCAUUGGUCUGGGACAGAGGCAGUUCCCACUGCACCCAUGAGCACGUACAUCUGCACCCCAACCACAGUGCAUGCUCAGUGAGCUCACUCAGGAGGCCAUGAGACUGUCACUGCCACUGCUGCUGCUGUUAGGAACCUGGGCUGCCCCCAGGGGCCUUGGAGAAAAGGCCUGGCUCUCAGCCACUGCCCCACAGCUUGAUGAGGAGGAGAAGUACUCAGCCCACAUGCCUGCUCACCUGCGAUGUGAUGCUUGCAGGGCCGUAUCCUUUCAGAUGUGGCAACAUCUGGCAAAGGCAGAGGCCAAGCUUCAUCAUCCAGACUCCUGGGGGACACAGGGGCUGAGUGAGUCCAUAUACACAGACAUCCUGGACCGAUGCUGCUCCCAGAACUGGCAGGACUAUGGUGUCCAAGAAGUGAACCAGGUGAAACAUCUCACUGGCCCAGGUCUUAGCAAGGGGACAGAGCCAAGCAUCAGUGUGAUGAUCACAGGAGGCCCCUGGCCCAUCAGGCUCUCUGAAACAUGCUUUCACUACCUGGGAGAGUUUGGAGAAGACCAGAUCUACAAAGCCCACCAACAAGGCCAAGGAGCUCUGGAGGCACUGCUGUGUGGGGGCUCCCAGGGGGCCUGUUUGGACAAGGAGACAGCCACAAGGAAAGAGCUCUAGUCCAUCACUACUCCUAUCCCUUAAAGAGAAGCUGGGACCGCCUCUGGACCUUUCCUGUUGCUUUCUGCAGGCUACCAGAGGGCAGGGAGGUGCUGCUGCUCUUUCCUCCUACACUCUGGGGCACUAGGGCCUGGGAGGGACAUAGUCUUUCUCUGAACUCAAAUAAAACCCAGUGAUCUUGA
Messenger RNA from Ictidomys tridecemlineatus (thirteen-lined ground squirrel), 1267 nucleotides. It is a transcript of the gene Mzb1, whose product is annotated as marginal zone B and B1 cell specific protein. Gene Ontology annotation, cellular component: extracellular region; endoplasmic reticulum chaperone complex. The record is from RefSeq and is a predicted model, not a curated record. Lineage: Eukaryota; Metazoa; Chordata; Mammalia; Rodentia; Sciuridae. Gene Ontology annotation, biological process: regulation of B cell proliferation.